GAAUUACAUUAAAAUCAAACCGGAAAACCAGGAUACAGUUCGGAUUACAAGCUCGAUUUGAACAAAAUUUCCCAGGCCUACUAAUUGCUAAAACUAGCUUCGCCCACCCACUAAACCCGACACAUUCCGCUAAUCCGCUUUUAAUAUCCAUAGGAAUCAGUUGCCGUUCUCUGCCUUAACGAUGACCACCGGAACGUGAGGUUCACCUCGUUUCCUCGGAUGCCAGGAAUUCCCAUGUCGUCUCAGUAGUAGCUAGCUUCCGAUGAACGCUUCGAAGCUUGUAAUCGUCACCAUCAAUGUGCGCAUGAAAACGAUAUAGAAGAAGGGUUGAAGAACGCAAACCUGAAAACCGCUCCAGAACCGUCUAUACGAUCUCCUAUAACGCCCAGACCAUCUCAUGAACAAAUUGACUGAUGAAACUCCACUGAUCAAGAACGGGAAUGCAAAAAUUCGGGCACAGAACAGAGGCAGCUGAUCGAAUCCAGUAGAAACUCCAAGACCUGCUAAUAGCUAUAGCGAUGCAACAUUACCAUAAGCAAAAACUCAUGGUACUGGGAUUUGCUGCAACACCGACUGAAACCACCAAGAACGGACGAACUCCUUAGACCACAAGAAGCUUUCACAAUCCUUGCCAGUCGCCUUCUUCGAGAACCGAAGCAAGGUAAGCUUGAGACGUCAAGAAGAGAACCGGUGGUACGGAUCAAUUCAGAACAAAAUAAUCACAGGAGCGCUAAAACCCAAGAAACCACGUCGACAUAGCUUCACUGGGAGACUGAAAGCAAAAGCCUGGAAGAGGAUGAUAAGAUGAGAGGAAGGUCGCAGCCUCACCUCGAGAAGACCAUAGACGAUGUUCCCGACACUGUGUCACUGCAACACUCCACGCGCCACCAUCACGGGCUCCGACACACGCCAGCAGACCGGACUAAGCACGCCUUUGAGAUAAUGGAAGCCUCCAAAGCUCUCACGGCGUGGGUAGACAGAGAGAGUCUUUCCAAGACACCAAGAAGAGACAGCCCCUCAGCACCACACGCACCUCAUCUUUCGAGGAAGAGGCAGAUCAAAGACCACACCACUGAACCUUGGCUGAUGAGCAAAUCAGACUCCUCCACGCGCCACCAUCCUUGUAGGGAGCUUAAGGGACUCCCCAUGAAACCCUAAAAGCCGACAGCAUCGAAAGAAACCGCACCAUCUCUGCGUCUAGACUCCACCACCGAGAAGACCACGCCAGAUCCGGAGCUUCUGUCAACCGAAGACGAAGGCCGGCGGAUUCCAGAUAACAGAGCCAUGAACAAGGCGGAGAGGGAGAGAGGAAACACUUCUGCUGCAAAUAAAAAAGAGAGCUAGGGAGAAGGAGAAAAGCCUCCGGCGCCGGUACGCGCAGUGACGCGCCGUCCGGACGCCGGAGCAAAGUCAGAUCUGGAAGUUUAAGUUGAAACGCGAGAGAAAGAAGGGAGAGAAACGCGGAGCAAAGUCAGAUCUUCCGAUUAUGCACAUAUUCCUUUCAUAAAGGAGUCAAUCUCUACUCAUCCUUGAAUGGAUCCGAGAUCGGUGUAAGAGUAAAGUAUCCUUGCAGGAAAGGAAGACUGUGAUGAUGAAUUUAUCUUGGUUGAUAUAAGGGGGAUCCAGCAAAGUCGGCAUCGUUGUAUGGUCCGAUAAAGAGUCCUCACUAAAUCAAUUGAGUCUUUUCUUUGUCUCUAACAAUUGGUAUGGAUAGGAGCUCUAAUUCAAACAACGGCUUUGGUGAAAUAUUAGAGGUUAAGGAGUACUGGAGACUUUGUGGCGGUGAAGGUGAUAUUUAGACGGUGGUUCAUUGCAGAGAUCUACCGGCGGUGGAGUUUUCCGAUUUGCAUGCUUCGUUUGCCACGUUUGCUUGUUC
This is a messenger RNA of Eruca vesicaria subsp. sativa (arugula), 1876 nucleotides long. The record is from the annotation of a GenBank genome assembly. Lineage: Eukaryota; Viridiplantae; Streptophyta; Magnoliopsida; Brassicales; Brassicaceae.